GAAUAUAUACAUAUGGUCAUAAACUGUAAAUCUUACAGGGUGUAUUUACAAAUACUUCAAAACGAUUUCAUUUUGAAUUUGUUUGAUUCCUGUAAAACAUUAAUUAAACUUUCUGACGCCGAGUCCAUACAACUAAUUAAUUAAUUAAACAGUUUUCUUCACAAAUAUUUAAAAUGGUAGCAUAGCAUAUAUACUAAAUAUGUACAUAUGGUCAUAAAACUUGGAAAACAAUAAGGUGUAUUUACAAAUAUUAAAACAACUUGAAUUUGUUUAAUUCCUUCAACAAAAAACUUUCGUAAGCAUUCAAACAUUAAACUUAAAUUAAACUUUCUGACACCUUUAAUUUAAUCUUUAAUUUGUUUAAUUCCUGUAAAGCAUUAAUUAUAAACUUUCUGACGCCAAAUCCACACAAUUAAUUUUAUUUCAUAGCUUUCUUCAUAAAUACUUAAAAUGUCGCAACUCCUCCCAAUUCCUCGCGCCCCCAAAAAUCCGACGCGACCUUGGACCUACGACACAAACUCCGGCGGUCCACUCGAUUUUGAUAAAACAAUUUACAAAACUCUCAUGAGCACUUCCAGAUCCUUGCACAAACUCGUCAACAAAUUCGAAAUUCCGAUCCGCACUGGACAAGCAUGGGAAGUCAAGCAAGGUCAAAUAUGUCGAAUUCUUACCGUUGGUGGACCUCAAGUGGGUGACCUAAACCUUUGGAAUUUACACGAUCCUCGGGAACGAAUGUGGGCAGCAAAAACGAGACAAUUGCAACGCUCCCAUAUUUCUACGUUUGAUCGAAUUUGGUCAACUUUACCGUUUCUGAGACCAAUCGUUACAAUUCUUGGGGACACUUUGGCCGAUUAUGGGAUUGAUGAGGAUAGCGGAAGGUGUCAUGACCUGCUCGGUACCCGCUGUGACCCUUACGUAAAUCGACUCUUGACCGGACAGGAUUUCGACUUUUCCUGCCACUCCAAUUUAGUUCGUGCCGUGAUGCCGUAUAAACUCACGGAAUUCGAUGUCCACGAUGUGCUCAAUGUCUUUCAAAUUACGGGGCUUAACUCGGACGAUCGCUACUUUAUGAAAAGUUGUCCAGCCAGGGAGGGAGAUUAUUUCGAAUUUUUUGCCGAAAUUGAUUUACUUUGUGCCCUGUCGACAUGUCCAGGGGGAGAUUUGUCACAGCCACUGUGGGGACCAGGAUCUGAGGACGCGGAUAAAAACCCGCUCGAUGUCUGCAAUCCACUCGGAGUUGAAGUUUAUGACGUCGACAAGAAAUAUUUAGAGGGCUGGAAACCUCCAAUCUCGCCAAAAUAUGGAGGAAAUCACGGAAUUACUUUGAAAAAGUGGAAUAAUUGAUGAUAAAAUAAAUUAACCGAUUUUUAAAAGAA
Messenger RNA from Folsomia candida, 1376 nucleotides. RefSeq lists its product as uncharacterized. NCBI's taxonomy places the organism in Eukaryota, Metazoa, Arthropoda, Collembola, Entomobryomorpha, Isotomidae. The transcript has 2 exons. The record is from RefSeq and is a predicted model, not a curated record. The coding region runs from base 451 to 1344 and encodes 297 amino acids.